AUGCCGGAGCUGCAGGCCGAGGUGGCAAGCUACGACUUGGAUGUGCGCGACGCCACGUGCGACCAGCUCCGGGUGAUCUUGCGUGCGCUGAGGGCCGAGGGCCGCGAGAGCACGCCGCAGGGCGACUACAUCCCGGGGCUCGGCAAGAAGAACAAGGAGGAGCUCCAGCAGCUGUGUCGGGACCGCCAGAUCGAGUUCGACCAGCGCACGCCCGUGCCGGAGCUCAGGCAGCGCCUCAAGGGCUGGAAGGUCGAGGACGCGGUCAGCAGUGCCGCGGCGACGGUGGCUCAUCCGAGCUCACAGAUCACCAGGGCCGACAAGAUGCGCUUUGGCAAGUACCCCACGGCGGACUACCGCUGGGUGCUCAAGAACGACCUGGGCUACGCGCAGUGGGCGGUCCUGGAGCUCAACAACAAUCGGGCAAGCCCACUCCUGGCGCGGUUUGCCAGGUGGGUAAAGGCGCACGGAGUGCAGCCCCUUCCCCCGGAGAAGGCCAAGACCACCUUGGAGGCAGUGAUGGCCGAGGAGGUGGUGCUGGACGACGAAUGGGUGGCGCCAGCGGCGACGACUACGAGGGCCUCAGGAAGCCAGGGGAGCUGGGCCGGGCAUCGGCGACAGCGACCUCCGGAGCCGCACGAGAUGGACACCAGCGACAUGGGCUUCGAGAAAGCGGGCGAGACCGACAAGGAGGAUCGCCCGAGCGGCAUCAAGAAGGGCAAGCGCGUCGGCCUCCUCUACCAGGUCACGGGCUUGCUGAGCGCCUUCGCCUUUCAGACGGUGCUCACCGCGGACUGGCUGGCUAGACCUCUCAAGCCCGUGGUGCAGCAUGCUACCAGUGCUGCGCGAGACGUGGUCGACCACGUCCAGGACGUCAAGGAGGCCUACAGCGUUCGCAGCCACCGCGUGGACGUCAUGCAGGUGUUCGGAGGCGAAGGCGGCAUCACCGAGGCGGCGUGGAAGCGCCGGAUGACGGCCACAGAGCAGAAGGACCUCGACGCGACGUACGACCUGCACUACGCCUCAAGGCCGAAGUUCGUGUCAAUCGAGCUACCCUGCACCCACUACACGAACAUCACGCACCUCAACUUUCGGACGCCGCAGGUCAGGCAGGCGCUCCGACGGAUCUGGAGGACGGAGCGGCCGUUCCUUUUAUUGGCCCGCGACCUCUUCAAGUACCAGCUCGACUCUGGCGACAUGGCCAUGAUCGAGAACCCGGCCACCUGCCGGCUCUGGACACAGCGCGCGAUUUUGGAGUUACUGGCAGACGAGCGCGUGUACCAGGUGAGGUGCGACAUGUGCGAGUACGGAGCUCGACGCUACAAGACGGGGGGGCUCAUCAAGCACCCCACGAAGCUGCUCGUUACCCACAAGGAGUUCGAGCAGCUGAAGCGCACCUGCAGCCACAAGCACCACGACCAGACCUUUGGGGACAACGUGGCGGUGCGCAAGUCUGGCGUUUAUCCCGCUAAGUUCUGCAGAGCGGUGGUGCGCAUUGUGGAGCAGGUGAUUCGCCAGCAAGGAGGGCAUCGCGCCUACCAGGUGGACUGCCAGUCGCACUCGUCGCCCUUCAUCGUGACAGUGCCCAGGGAGCAGGCCACCGCCUACGUAAACGACACCGCGCCCCUGGGAGAGACGGGCGAGCCUGAUGGGGACCCAGACCCCAUGGGCGGCGGAGACGACUUCGCCGACACUCACGACGUGCGGGCUGAAGAUACUGUGGACGGCAGGAUCGGGGUCGGCGCGAUGACUUUCACAAAGACAGCAGCGGCCUGCUGCAAGCCAGCCGAGCUGGCCAUGCUCAAGAGACUCCAUGUCAACUUGGGCCAUCCGUCUAAUGAAGAUUUGGGCCGCAGCUUGCGACUCAAAGACGCUAAGUCGGCCACCGUCCAGGCCGUCAAGGGGCUGAUCUGCGGGGUGUGCCGCUCGCAGCAGCGCCCGAGCGCGAGGAGACCAGCGCACCUCCACUUCGUGCAAGAUUUUGGAGACGACGUCGGCUUCGACUGCUUCGAGCUCAAGGACGUCGACGGCAAGAGCUACUGGUACUCCAGCAUCGUCGACCUGGCCACCACCUUCCAUGUCGCGACGCUGAUCGAUCGCCACACCAGCCAGGAGUUCGCUGCCGCGUUCGAGAGGUGCUGGGCCUCCUGGGCGGGCGUGCCCGACCGAGUUCACUUCGACAUGGAGAAGGGGUUCGGCGGCGCCCUCAGCGAGCUGUUCCAGUCAUUCAACACGGUGCAGCUGCCCAUCGCUGGUCAGGCACAUUGGCAGCUCGGUCGCGUGGAACGCCACGGAGCUUGGUGGAAGGAGCUCGCGGCGAGGACGAUCGAGCACUCGUCGAUCAGGGGCGAGGACGAGAUGCGGACGCUGGCCAUCAUGGUAUCGGGCGCGAAGAACUCGCUGAGAAGGCGAGCAGGCUUCAGCCCCGCGCAGUGGGCGCUGGGACGCGACCCCAAGAUGCCUGGAGACCUGGUCGACGACACGGCCAACUACAGCGCCCACAGCCUCGCGGCCAACGACGAGAAGAUUCGCCGCCGAUAUGCCAUUCGGACGGCGGCGCGCGAGUCGUUCAUGAGGAUGCAGAACGACGACCAGCUCCGGCGAGCUAUGCUGGCUCGCGCGCGCACGGUGGCGACGCCCUUGUCAGUGGGCGAGAUGUGCUACGUCUUUCGCCAGGUCAAGAAGAAGGAGCAGCGGGAGCAGCACAACCGCAACGCCAAGAAGGGCAUCUGGCGAGGGCCGUGCGUAGUCAUCGGCCACCAAGGCGAGAACACCUGGGUCUCGCUAGGAGGGCACGCCAUGCUGGUGGCCCCGGAGCACAUCAAGGCACUCGCUCCGGACGACGUCUGGUUCCCGAACGGCAGGGGCGAGAUCGGUCAGGCCGUGGCCGAGCUCAACCGGGCUCGCGACUCGCUCGAACAAGAAGAGGCUCAGGUGGAGGACAUCCGCCCGGCGCCUGGCGAGCCCGAGGUCAAGCCAGACGAGAUGGAGCAGGCGUGGCGGGAAUUCAUCGACAACCCGGACGACAGCGACCUCAGGCUGAACGUCUCCGAGGAUCCGCCCCAGCAGGAGCAGAUCCAGGUGCUGCCCGCCGACGUGCCGCAACAAGCUGAAGAAGAGCGAACCUACGGCCCUGACGAGUUCCGACGACGUCGAGCUACCUUCGACGGAGGGGACAGCGGCGACUUCGGCCCGGCCUUCAAGCGACUCCAGACCGAGAGGGAGCACGCAGGCUCUGGCGCCCUGCCCGCAAGGGCAACUUCGCGGGACCGCGCGGCGGCCCCCGAUCAGGAGGCAGCGGCCGGACCCGAAGCAGGAGGAGCCCGCCAACGUUCGAGGUCGGCUCCAAGACAAGCAUUGCAAACCUCCAUCGUGACCGAGAGGAUCAAGCGCAAGCAGGCCGACAAGGAGAUCCACUGGAGGGCCAUCAAGGACUCUGAUCGGGAGCUCUUCAGGGAGGCGGCCGCCAAGCAGUGGAGCGAGUGGCAGAAGUAUGGCUCUUGUCAGGUACUCUCCAUCGAGGAGUCCGAGGCGAUCAAGGGCAUGAUCAAGCCCAGCCUCAUCCUGCCCAGCCGGUUCGUGUACCGGGACAAGAACGCCCCGCUGCGGACCGACAAGCAUCCGCUGCCGGUGAAGGCAAAGGCCCGACUCUGCGUCGGGGGUCACAUGGACCCGCGCCUCGCUCAGGGCGACCUGCGGACGGACGCGCCCACGGUCACCCGCAACUCGACCAUGCUGUUCUUCACCAUCUGCCAGAGGUUCGACCUGGAGAUCUACGCAGCGGACGUGGAGGCGGCUUUCAUGCAAGGCGACGAGCAGCCCGACCAGCAGCUGUACAUGGCCCAGCCUCGCGAAGGUUUGCCUGGGCUGAACCCGAAGCAGCUGAUCAAAAUCCUCAAGGGAGUUUUCGGGCUGGCCACGGCACCGAGACAAUGGUGGGCGAAGCUCAAGAGGACAUUGCUGGCGGUGGAGGAGAAGCUGGGCGACAACUACGUGUUUCGCCUACGCCAGCACUCGCUAGACCCAGCGCUGUACUACGGUCACGACCAGCACGGUGAGCUCUGUGCGGUGGUGGUCGCCCACGUGGACGACUUGCUGCUGGGGAUCUCGCACAAGUACCCGGGCCUCUACGACAGGCUUCACAAGCUUUUGCCCUGGGGCGACUGGCGAGGCUUGCAUUUUACCUUUUGCGGCAAGCAGGCCUGGCGAGAUCAAGAGGAAGUACUACAUCUACGACAGACCGACUACGCGAACACCAUCGAGGAGAUUCCGUUCAGCAAGGAGCGCAAGACGGACCUGUCGUCAGAUGCUACGCCAGCCGAGUUCUCGGACAACCGCUCCGCACUCGGAGCGCUCGGGUGGCUUUCAUCGCAGACUCGUCCCGACCUGGCAGCUGGAGUGGCCAUGGGGCAGCGGACCCAGAACAAGCCCACCAUCCAGGACUUGCUCGAGACGAACAGGCUCAUCAAGUUGGCGCGGAAGCACGCGGACGUGGGUUUGGAGUUCCCUAAGUUACGUGGACCUCUGUGCCUGGUGACGUACCACGACGCCAGUUGGGCCAACGCUGACGAGCCAGCUGAAGGCGCCAUCUCCAAGUUGCUCGCCAAGACCGUGGGGGCAACCAGUAAGGACAAGAAGAUCAAGAUUCGCUCGCAGGUUGGCUACGUGAGUUUUCUCGCAGAAGCCAAGCUACUACGCGGAGAUCGAGCUCGAGCAGGAAUUGUUGAUAGGAGAUCGGGCACCAUCAAGAGAGUUUGCAGAUCUACGUUGGCAGCCGAAACGAUGUCGGCAGUAGACGCUCUAGGCUGUGCUCAGAUUGCACGCUGUGUUUUCGCUUCGCUAGAGAUUCCGGAUGCCCAUCCAGAGGACAUCCCGCCGAGUCUGUUGCCGCUCGCUCAGGUCACAGAUUGCGCCAGCUUGUACGAUACGAUGCAUAAAGACGGUCAUUCCAAGCUCCCGUCAGAGCGGCGCCUUUUGCUCGAUCUAGUGGGCCUCAAGGAGUCACUAGAAGAGGAAGUUAGCAACGAGUUUGUCGCUGACGAUCAGCGCAGCCAACUACCCCUCUUUUGGGUUCCGACUGACCAGCAGCUCGGUGAUCAGUUCACCAAGCGAUCGGACGGCAGUGCCAUCAGAGCAGUGCUGCGAGACACACGUCUCGCUUUGCAGCAUCAAGAGCCGACGGACCAGGCCAGAGAGCACGAGGCACACCUGACCAGUGCCGGCUCACUUUUCAAGCGCGCAGUGCGCCUGGUUUCAUUUUAG
This is a messenger RNA of Prorocentrum cordatum, 5259 nucleotides long. The record is from the annotation of a GenBank genome assembly. Lineage: Eukaryota; Dinophyceae; Prorocentrales; Prorocentraceae.